AUGCCGCCCAAGGGUUCUGCAGCCAGCAAGAAGCACUUCCGCUCUUUGGCAGUCGAUGACCAGAUUGCCUUGCUGAAUCAACGAGCCGACAGCUUGCUCCAAAAACAGCAGCUACGUCUGAUCUCCGAUGUGCUCAAAGAGCAGCCUGAGCUAAUCCUGGGGGUAGUGAAGCACUUGGAAUCCAAGGGGGUGCAGUUCCAGAAAUUGGCAUCCUUUGGCAAGUCCAAGCCCGCCGCCGAGGAGAGUACGGAGGGCCUCGAGGCGAAGCAGACCACAGUGGAUGAGGAUGACGAGAAUAAGGGCACUGGGGGACGACCGCCGAAAGUCCGCAAGACCUCGGAGGUUCAAGACCCUGACCCCAAGAACUGGAUCCCCCAUGCUUACACACGGUUGGACAAUACGAGAGCCCCGAUCCUUGAGGACAUCCUGGCCAGCAUCCAUGAGAUUUCCUUCUCGCCCUUCAUGUUGAAAGCUCUUCGCCCGAAGGGCUCCAAAGCAGCCGACUACCAAAUCAAGCUGCAGGAGUUGCUCGAGUUUUCCACCGGGUUUGACGUUGCGAAGCCUCUGGUUGGUGACCUUCGCCACAUCCCCACAUUGAAGAAGACAUUGAUCGACAUGUCUCAGCAGACAGGCCGUCGUGGAAAUGCUCUCAAGCUGCCACCAGACUGGACUGGCAAGGACGGAAUCUACGAGCUCUCAUCGGACGAGGACGGCGUUGUGUCAGUUCGCCACCGCUACGCCAAGAUCACCGUCAAGGUUCCCACAACGAUGCACUUCACGGAUGACAGCGGUGACCUCAUUGAUGUGGAAGACCUCGUCGUGGACAAGAACUAUUCCCAGGAUAAGGCCGUGAUCACUUGGAGCGGGAGCCCUGAGUCCGUUCUCAUCGCUUCCUUGCCCUGGCCCGCAGACGUCAAAUCCACGGCAGAGCCCAACGAGAAGUCCAAAAUGCAGCCCGAGACGGCUCUGGUGGCAAGUUCGCCUGAGAAGCCUCAGCUACGCCGCAAACCCAGCACGUUGAGCCUGGGGCCAUCGGACGAGGGGAAAAGCCAGGAAACCUCGCCCAUGAAAGCCUAG
Symbiodinium necroappetens is the source of this 1077-nucleotide messenger RNA. Lineage: Eukaryota; Dinophyceae; Suessiales; Symbiodiniaceae. The record is from the annotation of a GenBank genome assembly.